Messenger RNA from Drosophila guanche, 1170 nucleotides. RefSeq lists its product as uncharacterized. The transcript has 2 exons. Lineage: Eukaryota; Metazoa; Arthropoda; Insecta; Diptera; Drosophilidae. Bases 335 to 1108 code for a protein of 257 amino acids. The record is from RefSeq and is a predicted model, not a curated record.
GAUUUCCUGUUGCAGAUAUCGAUGAUGGGGAGAACUCAAUACAGUAGCUAAGCCUUGGCAUACUAACAUUUUGGCGCUACAUGUUAUGGACGUGUUGUGUUUGUACGUAUAUUUAAAUGCUUACUCGACACUUGAGCUGAAGCACGGUGGAGAAUUGCGCGUAAAUUCGUUGCGGUCUCUCGCGUCAUCAACAUAAUCGCCGUCAACAGCAGUCAACAGCAUCAAACUGCCAAGAAAAUGUUGCUACUGUUUCCAGCAAACCACGACAACGGCAGCGGCACUUGGAGACAGAAGCACCAGAAGCAGGCAGCAAAUGUGAAGUGGUUUUUUUUUUAUGAUGAGCACUUUCCAACUGCGACCGAGACUGAGACGAGACGGACUCACACAACACAAAAGCGUGUCGUGUCGUGUCGUGCCUUGUCGGACCCUGUCAAACAUUCUGUGCGAGAUCUGUCAGAAGGAGUGCCCCCAGUGCCCUGCCAUAACGAUGCGGCCCGUACUGUUCCUGUUCUAUACCGUCGAGACGGUGGUCAACAUGAUGCUGAUGGGCUACCAUAUACGCGGUUUCAUGUCGCUCGAUCUAAGCUUCCUGUCACCAAUGGACCAAACGCCAUACUACUUCUAUACGGCCACGUUCUAUAUCUUUACCGUGCUCAAUAUAUUUUCCAGCAUUAAUGUGUGCACCGGGCACAAAUCGGUGCUGCUGGAGGAGAUCCUACGCACCCUGGCGGGCUGCAUAUUGUAUAUGAUUAUCUCGCUGAUGACGCUAAAGGAUGUGGAGAAUGAUUUCCAUAUGAUGUACCUGGGCAUAGGUGAUCCCCAUAUGCCCGAGAAGCCUGUCCAUCCCUUCUUUGCGUAUCUACGCGCACAGGCAGUGUGCUCAUUGGUCUGCAGCAUCAUUUACCUGCUGCACUGUCUCAUCGUUAUUGACGUAAUGCUGUCGUACAAGGAUGCUGACUAUCAAAUCUAUGACACAUCCGAUGAUUCAGACGAGGAUAUGGACUACAUACCCGUGCGCCUGUACUUCUGUGGCGUCUACAUACAGGAGCGACUCGAACGUUAUCGCUGGUUUCGCGACUUCUCCAAUGGUGGGCGCAUCAACAUCUAAUUUGGGGCGAUGCUUAUGACGCGGAAUAUUGACGGCAAUGUGUCAGCCACAGAUUCCCACCC